AGCUCAAAUUUAUUUAAAAUUAGUAAAAGUUAAUAUAAUUACCUUUUUGCCUUGUCACAAUACUUAAAAAUCUACAACUUUGACCCACUAUCGUUUGUCACCACUUUUAUGGUGUGACACUAGCACUUCACUGCACUCCACUACCGGCUCUCCAACAUAUCAUCCACCUUUCAUCGCCAUGGCUACGCUGUCUGACGUACAACAGCUCCAGUGCUCUCUUGAGGCCUCACUGCACCAGCGCAUGAGUGACUUCGAGUCGCAGCUCAAGACUUCUGCUGAGCCGUCAUCACUUGCCCGACUGUACGACGAAUUCCGGGCAUUCAAGGAAACUGUCCACGGCAUCCUGCAGCUGUUGCGUAAGCAGAUAAGUGAGGUCUCCAAAGUUACUGACACAUUGGAGAUGAGGCAUCGUAGAAAGUGCCUACUGUUCGGCGGUAUCUCAGAGGAUCCCAAGGAGCAGACUUCUGCCGUGAUAUGUGGCAUUCUGAGUGAUCGUUUUGAUUUGAAGGACAUAAGCUCCUCUACAUUCACAGCAUGUCAUAGGCUUGGACCUGCAGCCAAGGGUCGUAUACGGCCUAUUUUGGUCCGCUUUGUUGACCACUCGACAAAGACAGCGGUUUGGAGAAAGAAGACUGUCCUGAAGGGGACCUCUACUGUGCUCUCCGAGUUUCUCACACGCACUAGGCAACAACUUUUUACGGAAGCAAGGAAAAGAUUUGGCAUCACAAAUUGCUGGACUUUUGAUGGUAACAUAUUUGCUAAGUUGCCCAACGGGAUGCGUCGCCAAAUUCAUAGUGAGCAAGAUUUGGAGUGCCCCAAGCAGCCUGUUUCUGCUGGACCGGCGAGGGAGAGCCCAGCCACAGCGGACAAGAGGAGCAAGACCGCGUCCACCUCGGCCCCGCAGCGCUCCAAACGCAUGGUCACCAAACAGGUUGCCGGGAAAUAAUUGUACCCUCCAUAAUAUCUUCUGACUAGGCUGUUUCCUGAGGUACCUAUACCCACAUUUACAUUUUAGAGCACUACCUAUUAUCUUUGUUUACCUUUUACGAACACUUUUUC
This is a messenger RNA of Ostrinia furnacalis (Asian corn borer), 1059 nucleotides long. RefSeq lists its product as uncharacterized. The transcript has a single exon. Bases 179 to 946 code for a protein of 255 amino acids. The record is from RefSeq and is a predicted model, not a curated record. Lineage: Eukaryota; Metazoa; Arthropoda; Insecta; Lepidoptera; Crambidae.